Zea mays is the source of this 807-nucleotide messenger RNA. RefSeq lists its product as uncharacterized. The coding region runs from base 233 to 553 and encodes 106 amino acids. Lineage: Eukaryota; Viridiplantae; Streptophyta; Magnoliopsida; Poales; Poaceae. The record is from RefSeq and is marked validated. The transcript has a single exon.
AGACACACUCCCUCUCUCUCUUCCUUCAUGCAUCAUUGGCGAAUAUUUACAUUGCCAUCUCUGCUGCACUCCCAUUGGCAAGUCCAAUAACCAGUUCCCUCACCACCUGCACACCCUCCCUCCCUCCCUCAGGCUCAGCUCUCUCGGGCUUGCUACCACCACGCCUAGGACUUGGAGCGGCAGCCAAGCUCUCACAGGGUACGGUAUACGGUACGGUGCAGAGACAGACAAGAUGAGGUGCUUCAAGAUCCUCCUGCUGGUAUCCCUCAUCCCUCUCGUGCUCAGGGGGGUCUCGCUUCUGGGCAACGUCAUCCCUGCACCAUCGCCGCGCGGGCAGCCGUCGUCGUCCAGCCCCCGGACGAACGGCGCCGCCACCGUUCCUUCUCCGCUUUCUUCGGCCUCCUCGCGCGUGGGCGUGGGCCGUGGCCGUGCCCAGCUCCCCGCCGCCGCCGUCGCCCAGCGGCGGUUCGGCGGCGACGGCGGCGGCGGCGGCUUCUUCAGGGACGACAAGAGGUUCUCCCCGACCGGCUCCAACCCGUUGCACAACUUGUGAAUCAUCCACACCCCACCCGCAUUGUUCAGGAACCAGCAGCAAAAUGCAGUUUGGAGCAAGUCCAAGGCUUUCCAAGCCGAUGCCCGCCCUUCUGCGGAAUUGCAGAUGAAAAGACGCGUAGUCGUCGUUCUCAUAUACUAUAUAUUUUUCCUCUGUCUCUCUGUAUGUUCGUAUACCUGUUGUAGUCUGGCUUUGUGUGCAUACAUUUUGUAUUUGUUCUUUUACAGCUUGGAAAAUGCUGAAUUUUUCCGCUC